AAAUAAAAAAGAUAUUACAAUGAAAAAGGAGGAGGGGUGAUAAUUGUUGAAGCUGGAUUAAUAUUGAGAGUCCAUUGUACUGUUCUCUGCUUUGUGUAUGUAAGAAAUUUCCAUAGGGAAAAGUAUAAAGUGGAUGAGGGGGCUUGUUUUUAAGAGAGAUUAAAGAGGCAUAAGAUACUAAGACAGGAAUAGACACACACAAAUGCCCAUUUGAUUUUUUACAAAGGUGCAAAAGCAAUUGAGUAGAGGAGACAUAACCUUUUCAACAAAUGCUGCUGGACCAAUUGGAUAUCCAUAGGGAAAAAAAAUUUAGGAACUAAAACUAAGUGAACACAUAUCUUAGACAUAUCAAAAGCAUUUCCAUAAAAGGAAAAAAAGAUAAAUUAAGCUUCAUCAAAAUUAAUUUGCUCUGCAAAAGACUCUUCUAAGAAGAUGAGAAGAUGUUACAGACUGGGAGGAAAUAUUUGCAAAUGAUAUAUCCAACACAGGAUUUCUAUGUAGACUAUACAAAGAAUUCUAAAACUCAACAGUAAUGAAUGGAUCCAAUUGGAAAAUGGGCAAAAGACAUGAACAGACAUGUCACCGAAGUAUAGAUGGCAAGUAAAUGAAAAGAUGUUCAACAUUAUUAGCCAUUAGGGAAAAGCAAGUUAAAAAUCACUGCACACCUAUCAGAAUAGCUUAAAAAAUGUUAACACCAGAUGCUUUAAAAAUGCAGAGAAACAGUCUCAUAUGUUGCCAGGAAUCUUAAGCGGUAAGGCCACUCUGAGAAAUAGUUGGAUAGUUUCUUAGAAAACCAGCCAUGCACUUACCAUAUGACCCAGUACUGGCACUCUUUAGCAUUUAUUCCAGAGAAAUGAAAGCUUAUGUUCCCACAAAAACCUGUACAUGAGUGUUCACAGCAGUUUUAUUUGUAAUAGUCAAAAUCUGUAAGUAACCCAGAUAUCAUUCAACAGGUGGUUAAAACAAGUGUGGUAUAUCUACAUCAUGGAUUUAUAUUACUCUGCAGUAGUACUCUGCAGUAAAAUGGAAUGACCAAUUGAUACCUGCAUUGAGUCAAGUGAAUUUCAAGAGAAUUACGUUGAGUGAAAAAGUCCAAUAUCAAAAGGUCAUAUACUGUAUGAUUCCAUUUAUUUAAUAUUCUAAAAUGGCAAAACUAUAGAGAUUGAAAAACAGAUUAGCGGUUGCCUGAGGUUGGGGAUGGUGGGAGGGAGCGAGGGGAAAGGGAGUGGUAGGGCUAGAGAGGUCUUUGUGAUGUUGCAACAGUUGUGUAUCUUGAUUGUGGCGGUGGUUACACAGAUCCACACGUGAUGAAAUGACAUAGAAGUAUACACACACAUUGUACCAAUGUCCGUUUCUUGAUUUUUAUAUUAAACUGUAAUUAUGUAAGAUGUACCCAUUGGGGAAAAGUGAAAGGUAGCACCUUUGCAACUUCCUGUGAAUCUAUAAGUUCAAAAUAAAAAGUAAAAAAAGAAAGCUGAAGAGCCAUAACCAAAUGCAGUGUGUGAAACUGAUUUGGGAAAACAAAAUUAUGAAAUGUAUGUUUUAGGACAGUUGGGGAAACUUGACUAUGACUAGAUAUUAGAUUAUAUUAGGGAAUUAUUGUUAGUUUUCUGACCUGUAAUCAUUACAGGUCAUUAGUUUGGAGAAUUUUUAUUAUUAAAAGAUGCAUAUUAAGGUAUUUGUAAUGAAGUGUUUUGAUGUUCACAACUUUCAAAAACAUGUUUUUCAGUAUGUUUAGAGAGAGAAGGCAAACGUAGCAGUGUUAAUUGUUGAAUCUAGAUGGAGGAUACAGGUAUUCAUUGUACCAUUCUUUCAACUUUUCUGUACCGUUUGAUAUUUUCAAAAUAAAACGUUUGGGGCAAAAUAAUCAGGUCUUUCCACAGAUUAAUGCUUUGUAGCUUCAGGCUCCGGGGUCCGCGCCUUGUUUAACUGCCCCUGCGCAGCCUGGGGAUGCCCCUCUCCCUGAGGCUCAGGGCCACAGCCCACCUGAACGCUGCUGCUCCCAUCCCUGGUCCGGAGCGACAUUGGACACCCAUCGAGAAGAAAGCACCUCCGAGAUUCCUAGAGAGGCCGGUCUGGCGACUUGGAGAGCCGGAAGCCCUGCCGAGGCACUUCCUGUCCGGUCAUUGUUCUCGCGCCGGUAGGCGCGGGGAAUCCGGCCUGCCGGCCUCCUGCUCUGGAGCCCGGGGUCCCCGGCCGGGCUUCUGUGCGGCGCACGUAGACAAUACUCAUCCUAGUCCUGGGAAUAAACUCAAGAAGAAGAUUUUGAACCUUAAAGAUUAGAUGGGGCUUGACCUGUGUUGGGCAGCCCCCAGCUAUAGGAGUUUCCCUGCUGGGGAGAGAAGAUGACUGCAGAAUUGAGAGAGGCCAUGGCCCUAGCCCCUUGGGGCCUAGUGACAGUGAAAAAGGAGGAGGAAGAGGAGGAAAACUACCUAGGUCAGGCAUCCAGCCAACAAGUGCACUCUGAGAACAUCAAAGUCUGGGCCACUGGGGAGGGUCCUCAGACAGGCCUUGAUGUAUCAGAACAGGAGGGAAAGGGUCAGAACAUGUUCUGGGACAUGGCUGUAGUCCUGAAAGCAACGCAGGAGGCACCUGCUGCUUCAACCCUUGGCAGCUACUCAUCACCGGGGCCUCUGGCCAAGAGCGAGAUACUGGAGACUCAUGGGAGCAUAACCUCUUUAGGUGCUGAAACCAAGAAGCCACAGUUACUGGUUCCAAAAACUGAGAUAUGUGAUGAAGCAGAAAAACCCUUCAUAAUAUCAGGAAGAAUCCAGAAAGUCGACCUUCAAGGACCGGAGUUAGGAGAAGCCUGUGAAAGAGGGAACGUGUUAAAGAGGCAGAGAAUCAAGAGGGAAAAGAAAGAUUUCAAACAAGUGCCAGUGAAGGACUGUCAUGUACCUGAAAGCUUCAAAGAAGAAGAAGACCAGAAAUUUCAGAAAUCUGGGGAAAAAUACAGCCUUAGUUCUGGCCCUGGUAGAAAUCAGAAAAGCCAGCCUGGGCAGAAACCUUUCACAUGUAGCGUGUGUGGGAAAGGCUUUAGUCAGAGUGCGAACCUGGUAGUGCACCAGCGCAUCCACACUGGGGAGAAACCCUUCGAAUGUCAUGAGUGUGGGAAGGCCUUCAUUCAGAGUGCAAACCUUGUUGUGCAUCAGCGAAUCCACACUGGACAGAAACCGUAUGUUUGUUCAAAGUGUGGGAAAGCCUUCACUCAGAGUUCAAAUCUGACUGUACAUCAAAAAAUACACUCCUUAGAAAAAACCUUUAAGUGCAGUGAAUGUGAGAAAGCCUUCAGUUAUAGCUCACAACUUGCUCGGCACCAGAAAGUCCACAUUACAGAAAAAUGCUAUGAAUGCAACGAGUGUGGGAAAACAUUUACUCGGAGCUCAAACCUCAUUGUCCACCAGAGGAUCCACACUGGUGAGAAGCCCUUUGCCUGUAAUGAUUGUGGCAAAGCCUUCACCCAGAGUGCAAAUCUUAUUGUGCAUCAGCGAAGCCAUACCGGUGAGAAGCCAUAUGAGUGUAAAGAGUGUGGAAAAGCAUUUAGUUGUUUUUCUCACCUUAUUGUGCACCAGAGAAUUCACACUGCAGAGAAACCUUAUGACUGCAGCGAGUGUGGAAAAGCCUUCAGUCAACUCUCUUGCCUUAUUGUGCACCAGAGGAUUCACAGUGGAGACCUUCCUUAUGUGUGUAAUGAGUGCGGGAAGGCCUUCACAUGCAGCUCCUACCUGCUUAUUCAUCAGAGAAUCCAUAAUGGGGAAAAACCGUACACAUGCAAUGAGUGUGGCAAGGCCUUCAGGCAGAGGUCGAGCCUCACCGUGCACCAGAGAACCCACACUGGGGAGAAGCCCUACGAAUGUGAAAAGUGUGGUGCAGCUUUCAUUUCUAACUCGCACCUCAUGCGGCACCACAGAACCCAUCUUGUUGAGUAACAAGGAAAGGAAGAGGAAGACCUCCAGGCAUCGAGCAUAACCUACUACCCCCCAAAUCGGACACUCUUUGCUGUUUUCUUCCCCCUUUGUAAAAAUGAGGCCCACCAUGUCUUUAAAAACAAGUUUUCAGGAGUGCAGCACAAAACACCAGAUAAGCUUUUCAGAGGCUAAUUUAAAGAAAAUGAACACUAAGUACCUAAAGGCAAGGACUUUGUUUUUAACUCUUCCCUAAGUGGUCCUGUAGUCUGAAAUGGAAUGUGGCUUUCUUAGAAAUGGGUCAUACAAAGCUAAGUGAUAAAGAUCCCAUUUGGGGAAAGGUAUUUUUGGCCUAAUUUUGUUCGUUAAAACUCUGGUAAUUUCUUGAGCAGCAAGCAGGUUACUGGUAUAGGUCUGCCUAGUGGAAUUCUGAAGCUUUGAACCUUGUAGUCUAGUAUUUUGGGUUAAGCAGUGACUGGUUAAGGAAACCACUUGGAGUAGCAGUUCACCAAUAACUCACCUAUGAACAUUUAUAAGCUUUCCAUUCCGUAGGUAAUUUUAAAAAAAUCAAAAAAACCUAUUAACCGUCUACUGCUCCUAAAAUGGACAGAAGUAAGAAACAACCGUUUCCCUCAUUGUCUAUACCUCAUGAACCUUGGUAUGGUAGAGCUCUGGGGACCUCUGAUGAGUCUCUUCUGACUGUUCCCAGUCUGCAUGGUCAAGCACUUGAGGACUGACGGAGACAACCCACUGGGGCCACAAAUGCUGCUGGGCUUGAUUCGUUUGCUAAGACCAACAACACUCCAAAUAAGCCCUGAUUUCCAUUGCAUUCCACUGGAGUGAGAUGCCCAUAACAGCCUGCUUCCCAGACAGAGGAGUCAAAGAAUAAAGCUUGCCUAGAGGCAUGCCCAUCUUGUCUCUGCUCUCCUUCUGCUCAGGCCCAGCCAGGGGGCUCUGUUUGGGUGUCAUUCUCCCUUUCUGGAUGGUCUUAGAACAAAUAAUGGAGCCCUUCUAAUUCUUAGAGGACCAAAGAGGGAAAUGAAGGGAGAAGGGGGAGGCAGAGUGGGAUUCCUAAGUCUUAAUUUCUUUUUUUCGAGAAGGUCAAAGAUAUUGGAAUAUGAAAACUUUUAGAGGGAUGAAGAAACUGGCUACGGUAAGAUACCUUUGUUACCAUUGAGCCUUUACUCCUGGAAAAAAUGAUUUAUAAAACUAUGCAAUAGGUAGAGUUAUGUGAUAAUAUUGCCUUGUAUUUAUAUAGAACUGUAUUCUUUCUUUGUGUACCUUCGUGUAUAGAAUCAUGAUACCCAGCACUUAUCUCAUGCUUUCACAUAGAUUGUUACCUUGAUCCUUAGAACAGAAGCAGUGUUUGCCCCAUUUACCUGAGAGUGGUCAGUUAACACCAGGCCAAGUAACAAGUGACAGCUUAUAUUCAAAUUUAGGACCUAAAUCCAGGUUCUCUUUGUUCCACCAUGUUGUUUGUCGAACCACCUGUAACCCCACGCAAAUCUGUGGAGAGCCUGAGAAAGGGGCACGUAGUCUCCUUUUCUGGUGAGGAAGCUAUGAUGACAGAUUUGGGGGUGUGCCUUAGUCAGUGUGACUAGCAAGCAGCAAAUCUCAGACUGGAAUUUGAGUCUCCUGAUUUCUGGAUCUCUCUCUCCACCCAUCUCUCAGCCUGCAGGAGCAUUUAUUGUAAAUGCCACACCUGGUGAUAAAUAGUCUGGUGCAGCUCUUGUGCAGAAGUCCCAUGCAUUUAUUGCCUCAUUUCUACAAGACUGUUAAUCAACAUUGUGUUUGUAGUUUACAGAGCACUGUCACAUAGGGAAGGCAGACAGGAAAGCUUAAUUUCCUCUUAACCUUUUUUCCCCUUCAACUACAGUUUUUCCUCAAAGCACGUGCAACUUUUUUUACCCAGUUUCCCUCUAAAUCAUACAGACACAAGUACAAGAAAUCAGUGGGAUUCAAAAGUAAGAAUCAAAAAUGGUCAUGCCCUCACUGACCCUGACAGUGACUGUUCCUCUCCCCCGUCUGAGAUUGGAGAGACCUGAAGAUAACAACAUGUAUCUCUGCUGAGACUGGGAACAAGUGAAGUUUUUCUUCCUGCAUGAUCAGGAAGCUCAUAAGAGAGGGAGAGCAGAUCUGAAAAUUUGGGAUAAACUAGUGACCUUGACCCACCAAGAGGCUAGAAGUAUGCUGUGCUGAAAGAUAUUAGCUAGGAUUUAUGACCAUUAAGGCAGUUAAGCUAUUUUAGCUUCAUGUAUAUUCAUCCCCAUAAUUGAAUUCUCAGUCAAGGAUGAUUGUGAUUUCCUGGAUAAAGAUUUCCAUUCAUAUGUGGUUCAGAAAAGCUACCCAGGUAAUUAUGAUAUAAAGCUAGGUUUGGGAAUCGCUGACCCAACCUUGCAGUAAAGCAGUGGUUUUCAACCUUGGCUGCAUGUUAGAAUCACCUAGGGCACUUUAAAGUUUUUCUCUUCCCAGCCCUCAGUAUUUUUUAUUACUCCGGAAGGGAAUCUAAUAUGCAGCCAAGGUAGUGAGCCGCUGCAGUCAAGUAAAGCCUGUAGACCAGGAAUAUGUGCCAUCAGAGGUGGAGAGGGGAGCUCCAGUAUAAGGAUCUGGAUGGGGAAUGUGUUCUGUGUGGUUUCAGUAGAACAGGACACUAACCACAUUGGCUGCACUGGGGGUCCUUCUGUGCCUCUGCCAACCCUUGGCUGUUAGGAUUCUGUGACCUAACUUAUUUUAUCUGUAUUUUAAGUGAAUAUACCAAACAUUUUAUAUAAGCAAACUAAAUUUUACAUAAUGUGCUUUUAUGUUCCUCAUUCAACAAAAUGGCUUUUUACAUUUCUGCUUGUAUUUCAUCUCCAGGUCUGGGUUUCCACAAACCUGCACCCAGGUUCAGGACCCCCAGUCCUGCACAAAUCGUGUGAGCCUGGUGGAUUACUAGAUGGAUGAGAUCCUUCCCCAGCUAAUAACAACUCUUCCUCCCAGUCCAAUUCCAGCCCUCAAAAUAAAUUACAAGCCUUCUUUUUCUUCAUGGUUUCGGAUAGGGGAAGAGUGACUACCCCUUGUUGUCAGAGUUGGCCUUGGUUUUCCUUUUCCUUUGGGUCAUCUCCCUCCUGCCUUGGCUGGGCUUGCUAGAAAUGGACGGGAACUUUGAAACCCCGUUUUUGUAAGUUGCCAAGAACUAUCAGAGUUUUGGCUGUCAAAGAGCCAGGGCUAACAGUGGGCAUUAAGGGUAGAGUCAAGAAGUCUGUCCUUACUCUCAAAUGAGACCAACAGAUGUGUGUUAAGUGGAGCACAGGGAUGCAAAAGUAAUAAUGAAAUCGUGUAUGUGCAUUGGGAGUAUGGGGGAGAGAUUUCAUCAACACACACACACAGAACACAGAGAAGAGAUUCUUCACGAACACACACCCUCUCAAUGGGCGUGAAUUCCUCCAGGCUCAGGAAGAGGUGUCUUUGGGCAAAGCUCAUCCUUUCUCUGUGUUCUGGGUCCCUUCCCUCCCUUGCUGAGGCAGUUGUCCUCCCACAUCCAUUGUUUUCUCCACUUGCUCCUCCAUCCAGUGUGCCUAAGCUUUCUAGAGUUACAGCCCCUUUGGGAAUCUGAUAAAGGUUGUGGCUCCUCUCCUGGAGAAAUACAGAUUGUACAUUCAGUUUUGUGCUCGUUUGUGGGGGCAUAUAGGCUCCCCAGAGCCAAUCCAAGGAUCUUCUAGGGCCUAAAUUCUCACCUGGGGAUGCACCACAUAAUCGCCAGUGACUUUUUUUUUCCCCCGGUGAGGAAGAUUGGCCCUGAGCUUAACAUCUAUUGCCAAUCCUGCUCUUUUUGCUUAAGGAAGAUAGUCGCUGAGCUAACAUCUGUG
Molecule: messenger RNA, 7753 nt
Organism: Equus quagga
Lineage: Eukaryota; Metazoa; Chordata; Mammalia; Perissodactyla; Equidae
Gene: ZNF35
Product: zinc finger protein 35
Exons: 4
Coding region: 2346-3929 (527 amino acids)
Source: RefSeq, a predicted model, not a curated record